Beta vulgaris subsp. vulgaris (sugar beet) is the source of this 2234-nucleotide messenger RNA. RefSeq names its product histone-lysine N-methyltransferase ATXR4. Gene Ontology annotation, cellular component: nucleus. The record is from RefSeq and is a predicted model, not a curated record. Bases 1158 to 1892 code for a protein of 244 amino acids. Gene Ontology annotation, molecular function: protein binding. Lineage: Eukaryota; Viridiplantae; Streptophyta; Magnoliopsida; Caryophyllales; Amaranthaceae. The transcript has 7 exons.
GGGCUAGUUUGGCAUCAAUAUCAGUUUCCCAUUUUUGGUUUUAAGAGUUUAAAAGUCACACGAAAUUGCUGGUAUAAUAAACUUAAUAUUAGUCAUACCUAUAAUAAUCCUAUCAAUUUUGGAAACUGACAAUAGAAUAAUGGAAACCGCUUAUUCUGAUUUCCGUAUUCCUGUUUUUGGUUUAAAAAAAAAUGGAAACUACUUAUCCUGAUUUCCAUAUUUUUGUUUUUGGUUUUUGAAAAAACUAGAAACAAAGAGGGGUAACAGAUAGGGGCGUAGUUAUAUGUUGGGUAUCAUUGCCAAUUUCCCAGUUUUUGGUUUCAAGAUUUAAAAAGUCAGAUGACAUAAAUCGUAUAAUAAACUUUGAUCUAGUCAUACAUAAAUUGACGACAGAAAGAUAAUUUUAUGGGCAAAAAAACUGAAAACGGAAAAUGAAAACCAAAAGAGUUAGGGAACAGGCUUUAACAAAGUUAACAAAAAGUGGUGAAACCUGACUCAGUUUGUGAUUUUACACUUGUUACUUGGCUUCCCUCAAAAAAAAAAAAGCUUGCCCAAAUAUGUUUUACGGGCCACUACCCCCCCCCCCUUCAGGCUAACUUCCCUUUUUUGAGUGUGAUCUUGUAGAGCGUCAAAUUGAUACAGCUAUUGGCUGAUUUUCUAAGUGCUAGUGAUACUAAUAUUUUUUCGUAAAAUUACUAAUGGUUUCCAAGUUAGAGACCCACAGUCUUGAAAGCAUAUGCAUAUUUAAUUUCAAAUCUGGAUAGCAUCAUAUAAAUGCUGAAAAGAUGAGGUUGAUUGAAAGCAUAAACUGUAUAUGGGAAACUAUGCUUGACAAGUGCUUGAAUGCUACUCAGUUUGCAUCCAGCACACUUGGCCAUUUCCUGUGUUUCUGAAACAGGCUUUAACUUGACAACUUGGCUUGCUUAAUUAUAACAUUCGAAUGUAAUCAUCCUAAUUUACCCCCCCGGUAUUACAUCAUACCAUAAUAUAGUUCUUCCACCCAGUUCUAAGUGAGAAAUUCAGUAUAUGCACUGGGAUUGAACCUUUUUUGCAAGCAGUUAGAUUUAAGUUCAUUUUUGCAAAGAGGAAUAUGAUAUAAUGACAAUACUUGAUCUCACUCAAUUAAUGUAUGAGUUAUGACAUACCCAAACUGUUAAAUGGAACCUCUUUUCUCUAAUUCCUAUCAUUAUUUUUCUCGCCUCAUGCUUACACAAGGAGAAACGCUAACAAAUUCAGAAGACAAACCAAAUCCAUUUACUUAUACAUCCUCACAGAUCAAGGCAUAUUAUGAGAUAGAGAAGAAAGCAGAUUGGUCCGCUUACCACAAAUACUGCAGAACUUCGAGUUUGAAGUAUCCACUUCUGGUGAAGCGGUUGGCUUGUAUGGUUAUAGCUGGAGCAGCAUCUGCAGACUGCAUUCAUAUACUUCAACCUGCUCCUGUUCUGCCUGAGACGGAAGUGGAAUACAGCAUGCUAAGGAGUGCUUUUGAAGGAAUUAAUAUGGCAGAGGAAAACUUCAAAUUUUUAUCAGAACAAUGGUACGCUGAUGUGCUGGCUCGAAUACGCAUUAAUGCAUUUCGAAUUGAAAUGGUUGCUGGGUCAUAUGAUGAUCUUCUCACACUGGCAGCAGCUUCAGUAGAAGCUGAAGCUGGAGUUGGGAAUGCUGUGUAUAUUCUUCCUUCAUUCUACAAUCAUGAUUGUGAUCCGAAUGUGCAUAUUAUAUGGAUGGACUCUGUUCAUGCAAGGUUGAAAGCACUCCGUGACAUAGAAGAAGGUGAAGAGCUUCGGAUAUGUUAUAUUGAUGCUAGUAUGGAUCAUAACGCUCGCCAAAGCAUUCUUUUAGGAGGAUUUGGUUUCAAGUGCUCUUGUCAUCGUUGCCUGUCCGGUGAUUAGUGAUUACUUGAUUACUUGAUUAGUGAUAUACUCCCUCCAUCCCAAUUUAAUUGCUACAUUUGCUUUUUCACAGUUUACGAGAUGCAACUUCAAACACCAAUAUCUUGAGUUACAUAUAUUUGAAAAAAUUAUAUAUUUGGAAAAUACAAAUUGGGACGAAUCAAACAAGAUUCAACAUGACUAUGUUUUUUCUUAUAUAUAUGGAGUAAAAAAUAGUCAAAGUUAUGACGUGAAUAGUGUCUACGGUCAAAAUGUAGCAACUAUAUUGGAACGGAGGGAGUAGUUAGUAGAGUAUUUGUUUUUGGAGAAGUCGUAUGGCUAUUAUAGUGUGUGUUAUCUUCU